AUGAUAAAAUAUUUCCUUUUAUUUAUAUUUGUUUCUGGUACAAUAGGAAUUCAUAAAUUUCCAAAGUAUGCUAAGAAGCCAGAUAGUUCUGGUUAUUAUUAUGAUACAAAAACAUUUACAGUACCAGUUGAUGAAUUUUCUGAAUCUAUUAUGGAUACAUAUGAUAUGAAAUAUUUAAUCAAUGAUACUUAUUACAAAUCUGGAGGACCAAUGUUUUUUUAUACAGGAAAUGAGGGAUUUAUUGAGUCAUUUGCUGAUAACACAGGAAUAAUGUGGGAUCUUGCACCAUUAUAUAAUGCUUUAAUUGUCUUUGCAGAACAUAGAUAUUAUGGGCUUCCACAAAAUAGACCUUUUGGAAAAGAUUCAAAAUCUUCUAUUAAUCAUAUUGGUUACCUCACACCAAAUCAAGCAUUAGCUGAUUAUGCUAAACUUAUUACUUAUCUUAAAAAUUCUGUAUAUAAUAAUACUAAUAUGAAAGUAAUUUCAUUUGGUGGCUCAUAUGGUGGUAUGCUUAGUUUUUGGUUUAGAAUCAAAUAUCCUCAUAUAGUUGAUGGUGCAUGGGCAUCAUCUGCUCCAGUUAUUUAUUUUGAAGGAUCUCAUAUUGAUUGGGGUGCUUUUGAUAAAAUAACAACAAGAACAUUUGCUGCAUCUGGAUGUAAUACAGAUAUGAUAUAUAAAGGUUGGAUUGCAUUACAGAAUAUUUCAAAAACUCAAAACGGAAUUGCCUGGAUUAAUAAAAAUUUUAAUAUUGAUAAAAAAUCUUUUUUAGCUAAACCAUCUGAUGUUAGUAAUGUUAUAUCAUAUAUUCAAGAAGCAUUUGAAUAUAUGGCUAUGACAGAUUAUGGUUAUAGUACAAAUUUUCUUAAACUUAUGCCUGGUUUACCUGUUCAAGUUGCUUGCCAAUAUUUAAAUAAAACUUUUACUGAUGAUAAAGAUCUUGCAAUGGCAAUAUAUAAAGCUGCUAUGAUUUAUUAUAAUUAUAAUAAUCCAAAUGGAACAAAUUGUGUUAAUCCACAAUUAUGUGGUGAUGAAGGUGUUGCAAGUCUUGGUGAUCCUGAUUAUUGGAAUUGGCAAGAAUGUACUUCACUUGUUAUUACCCAAUGUUCAAAAGGACCAAAAAAUGAUAUGUUUUUACCAAAUUGUGGUAAAGGACCAAUAGAUAAUAUGCUUCAAUCAUGUCCAAUUACAUUUAAAAAAAUUAAUUGGAGUGCUAAAUAUUUGAAACCAACAGAAAUUCCAACAACUUUUGGUUUAACAUUUAACAGUAUUUCCAAUGUUAUUUUAACUACCGGAACAUAUGAUCCAUGGUAUAGUGGUUGCCUUAAAUCUAGUAUGACAGGAAUGAAAGAAGCACAAGCAAGUAGAGCAUUUUAUGUAUUUGAAAUUGAUGGUGCAGCUCAUCAUGCUGAUUUACGUCAACCAAAUAGCUGUGAUUCACCUAAUCUCGUUAGAGCAAGGUUUGAGAUAACUCGUAUUAUUAAUUGUUGGGUUAAUCCAUCAGAUUCAAAAUGUAAAAAUUUCCCAUUUAGCAUUAAUGAUUUUGGUUCAUUCAAGCCACAAAAUACCGAUAAUUGUUCCUAUUUGCAUGGUGGUUAUCCAUGGGGACAAAAGGAAACUAUAAAUGGUGUAACAAAAUCUAAUAUAAUUUCUUUUAAUAACAUUUUCUUAAUAGCAUUAAUUACCUUUUUUUAUAACUUUUUUUAA
Messenger RNA from Strongyloides ratti, 1704 nucleotides. Its product is annotated as Lysosomal Pro-X carboxypeptidase. The record is from RefSeq and is a predicted model, not a curated record. NCBI's taxonomy places the organism in Eukaryota, Metazoa, Nematoda, Chromadorea, Rhabditida, Strongyloididae. Gene Ontology annotation, biological process: proteolysis. Bases 1 to 1704 code for a protein of 567 amino acids. The transcript is spliced from 3 exons. Gene Ontology annotation, molecular function: serine-type exopeptidase activity; dipeptidyl-peptidase activity.